UUGCCGAAGGGGUCUCAUGCAUCUCGUAGGCUUACGGAAAAGUGUGCUCAGAUACAUCCAAACCUCUAAAUCUCACUGAGGGGGUUGCAGUCUUUUAAACUCGGUAUGUAAAGGUUAUCCGUUAAUCUUAAAGUGACAUGUAGCAGGUUUCGACUCGCGCUGUCCCAGUCAAAGCACACCGAUUUCGGGAGAGUUGGCACGAGGGUUGCAGUCGCGCUCCUGUUUUAGUCAACUUGAGAAAGACUGAACGCAAACGAAAUGGCAUCAAAAAGAAAGUCCUAUUCUGCAGAUUACAAACUGCAGGUAGCAAAACAUGCCGCCGAAAACGGUAAUCGAGCAUCAGCAAGACAGUUUGGGGUGAAUGAGAAGCUUGUGCGGGACUGGCGUAAAGCAGAGGCUACUCUUGCUGCCAUGAAGAAAACCAAGAAAGCUAAUCGCGGCCAAAAGGCAAGAUGGCCCGAACUAGAGGAACGAGUCCACCGCUGGGCGCUUGAACAACGUGCUGCUGGGAUUUGCUUGUCAGCGGUGGAGUUGCGUCUCCAAGCCCUGGUAGUUGCCAAAGAGAUGAAUAUAAUUGGCUUCAUGGCCGGGCCGUCUUGGUGUACCCGCUUCAUGCGACGCAGCAGCUCCGUCAGACCGCGGGCGACGUUGUGUCAGAAACUGCCAGAACACCUCCAGGCCAAGGUCGACAGUUUCCGUGAGUUAGUUGAAAAGCAGAUGAAGAUGGUUAGUCAGCACAUGGACUUGAAUCACAAGCAAGCCUGCAUCGACCUGGAGAAGGCGACCCAAGUCAUCACACAAGCAUUACAGCGUGAAGUAGUUCGGAGCCAGCAGCUCCGCGUGUUGAUUCGUCGUCUGGAGGAGAAGGAGGCGGAGACUGGGCGGAGCUUGAAAAAGCAGGCGGAGUCAAACAAGCAGCUGAUGCUGAUGAUCGUUGAACUGCAGAGACACCUGGAGGAGAACAACUCGCUAGCACAGGCCAACCAGACUGUGACUUUCCUGAAGAACGAGCUAAGGGAGCUGCAUCAACAUCUGCAAAGUCAACCAUGUAUUAGGACGGGUCAGGAGGUGGAUGAGUGGCCACAGGGUGGAGAGAGCCAGAUCAAGCCAAUCAGUGGUCCCAGCUCUCCUCUCCAAUCAGAUCAGCUGAUAGCUGAGGAGCCGCUGGUCUGGCUGGAGUCGUCUGACGAUCAGAUUCCACCAUUCACGUCUGACGAUCAGAUUCCACCAUUCACGUCUGAUGAUCAGAUUCCGCUGGUGUCAUCUGAUGAUCAGGCGCUUCCGGAAGCUCCAGCUCUACUCUCUGGAGUUAAAGAAGAAAACGCUGCUCCUGGAUAUGAGGAGGGCAGUCAGUAUGAGCCCAGAAUGGAGUGUACUGUCCCUUCGGCUGCAGAGAUGUCAGACGUUAAACUGGAACAGAGACAGACUCCGCUGGUCACGUCUGACAGUCAGAGGCUGCUGGAGGCUCCAGUCUCUGAAGAUGAAGAUGAUGAAGAGUAUGGAGAGUACAGUCAUUCAGGGAAAAUGUCGUCUCCCUCCCCUUCAAGCACGCACACCAGGGAGCGGCUGUUCUGCUGUUCUCAGUGUGGCAAGAGUUUCCCUCUGCAGAAGCAUCUCGAGGAUCACAAGCGCAUCCACACAGGAGAGAAGCCUCACCGCUGUACCCAAUGUGGCAAGGGCUUCACUCAGAAGGGAAACCUCACACUGCACCGGCGCAUUCACACAGGAGAGAGACCAUACCAAUGCACUCAGUGUGGGAAGAGCUUCACUCAGAAGGGAUCUCUUAAAGUACAUCUGCACAUCCACACAAGAAAGAAGCCAUACCAGUGCACUCGGUGCAGCAAGACUUUCGCUCAAGCCAGUAAACUCAAACAACACCAGCUCAGUCACACAGGAGAAGGGUAGUCGCACAGCACUUUGGAGAGAAACUCUUGCCUCACAGAGGUCAUACUCACACAGCACCAGUGCAACUCUCACAACGUGGUGUGCUGUGAAGUUACCCUCCACUCCACCGGGUGGCAGUAGUCUGUGUAGAGUGUCUACAGUCUCAACUUUGGAUGCGGUUAUCUUAGCGAUAGUUAUACCCUUGAUAUACAUAUCGUUGGAAUGCUUAGUUUAUGGCCGUUCAUGUCAGCACAACAGCUUAAUUUUGUAUAUUUUACCAAAGCGGCUGGUUUCGCCUUGCAGGGUCACAUUUGAUACUACCGGAAAACACAAAGUAGGGCAUUACGCUUCCCACAGUUUACAUUGUAAACCACUUUCAAAGUUUACAAUGCCUCGGCUUGUCUGUAAGGACCCUAUUUACGCUGCCAUUGAAGUCCACUGGGCUGGAGAGAGGCCUCAUGGGAAGUGGAGUCUUUUUGGACUUGAGUUGGAACUGCUGAUGGUGUUGCCUGGCACUGGAGCGUCUCUACAAACGACUGUAAAUGACUGUACAGAUGACUGUAUAAACGACUGUGAAUGACUGUAAAUUACUGUACAAAUGACUGUAAAUUACUGUACAAAUGACUGUAUAACCUGGAUUGAACUCCGUCCUGCUGUUCAUAUUUUGCUAUCUGCCUUACCGGAUUUUUCCUAUAAGGACACAUUCGGCAGGGCAGAAUAGUGGUUUUGUAUUGCAAAGGCCCCGUGACCUUACAGACUUUCACAUGCCUUCCUUUAUAUUCGCCAUCUGUAAAGGUUGUCACAGGAGACGAUUACGAGCUGAUAUAUAGUCAUGGCUGAAAUUGUUGGCACCCCAUGCUAAAUCUUUUGGAAAAUGACCUUAAUGCCAUAAGUAAUAAAAUUAGGAUACAUCCAACCUUUAAGGACACCAAUUUUCUUUGUGAACGAAUAAUGUAUCAUAAAUAAAUAAAUGUUCCUCCUUAAAAUACUGGGGUCGUAAGUAUUGGCACCCCUGUGUAACCCUAUGGGAAUUUAACACAUAGGGUCAACAUAGGGGCAGGCCAAUUUUUAUUUUUAAAGGCCACUUAUUUCAUGGAUCCAGGAUACUAUGCAUCCUGAUCAAGUUCCCACUGCCUUUAGAACUAAAAUUGCCACACAUCAUCACACACCCUUCACCAUAUCUAGAGAUUGGCAUGGUGUUUUGUUCAGUUAGUUUAUUAGCCUGUUUGAUGCUCAUUGAGCUCAAUGCAAAUCUGCUAAUGGGCUAACUGAACAAAACUGAACAUAACACCACGCCAAUCUCUAGAUAUGGUGAAGGGGGUGUGGUGAUGAUG
This is a messenger RNA of Sardina pilchardus (European sardine), 3218 nucleotides long. RefSeq names its product zinc finger protein 397-like. The transcript has 9 exons. The record is from RefSeq and is a predicted model, not a curated record. Lineage: Eukaryota; Metazoa; Chordata; Actinopteri; Clupeiformes; Clupeidae. Bases 259 to 1905 code for a protein of 548 amino acids. Gene Ontology annotation, biological process: mitotic spindle assembly checkpoint signaling; regulation of transcription by RNA polymerase II. Gene Ontology annotation, molecular function: DNA-binding transcription factor activity, RNA polymerase II-specific; RNA polymerase II cis-regulatory region sequence-specific DNA binding.